GAAACAUUACUUCUACACACGCCAGGCCUGGAACUGUAUAGAUUCAUCCAUUUCCACUCGAGUCUUACUCUUUAUAGAAAACCCCAACAAUACUCAAUCCUAUAUUCCUUCCUAGCUGCUACUUCUGUCUGUGUUUCCAAAAAGCAAGAAGAAAAGCACUUGCUCUCGAGUUGAGUUGCUCAGAGCUGGUUAAAAGCCCCAUAUCUCAAGGUUAUAGAAGCUCUGAAAUAUUCCAAUUUUGCUUUAUUGGUGUGCUUAAAGGAAUCUAAGCUAAUCAUUGGGAAUGGUGCUAGGCUGAUAAGUGUGGGAUUUGGAUGCUCCGUCUGUGAUGAGAGUUCAUUGUGCUGUUUUUUUUCCUGGGUUUGUGAGAAAAGACAGCUUCCUUCAAAGUGCACAGAUUUUAGAAUGAAAAAGGAAGCCAAGAAAUAGAAAGCUGCUUAUGAUAAUUCAAACCAAAGAAUGGAUUUCCAGUUUUUCAAGCCCAAGAUUUCAUUGUCUACAACAGUUUCUAUUCUGGUCUUCUUUCCUCUUCUCUUUUCUGUUUCUUCGGUCCAGUCUCGGCGACUGGACCUCAAAAACUUCAACCAUUCCCACCAGGCUUUUUGGCCGGGGGAAGAGUCUAACAAGAUGGAAAUUACCCGAGCUCAUCUCAAGAAGCUUAAUAAACCCGCUCUCAGAACAUUUCAGAGUCCAGAUGGAGACAUUAUAGAUUGUGUGGAAUCUCACAAACAACCGGCGUUUGAUCAUCCGAUGCUAAAGGGACAAAAACCAUUGGAUCCGCCAGAAAGGCCAAAGCGGCUCAAGACAAAGCAGAUGUGGUACGAGAAUUUUCAGCUGUGGAGCUUGUCUGGGGAAUCAUGCCCGCCAGGAACUGUCCCGAUCAGAAGAACGUCUGAGCGGGACAUCCUCCGAACUUCUUCCCUCAAGAACUUCGGAAGAAAACCCGCAAGCACGGUUCGAAAAGACUCCACAUCCAGCAGCCGUCACGAACAUGCAGUUGGAUAUGUAAGUGGAGAAGCUUAUUAUGGAGCAAAAGCAAGUAUGAAUGUGUGGGAACCUCGCGUGGAUAAACAAUACGAAUUCAGCUUGUCGCAAGUGUGGGUUAUUUCUGGUACAUUUGGUGAUGAUCUCAACACCAUUGAAGCCGGUUGGCAGGUUAGCCCAGACCUAUACGGGGACAACUAUCCUAGAUUUUUCACGUACUGGACGAGUGAUGCAUAUCAAGGGACUGGGUGUUACAAUUUGCUAUGCUCAGGCUUUGUUCAGACCAAUAACCAAAUUGCUAUUGGAGCUGCCAUCUCUCCAACUUCAUCAUAUAAGGGCGGCCAAUAUGACAUCAGCAUCUUGAUUUGGAAGGGGCGGAGCCAGGGGGUCAGAGUGGUCAACCGACCCCGCUAAAAGUUCAAGAAUGUAGAGCUUUGAAAUACCUUCGAUUUGAUAUAUUAUGGGUCUCGUAACUCAUUACGAGUAAAAAGUUAUGACUUAUGGAAAAAUCAGCACCAUCUUAACUUGAAAUAAGCAAAAUUCGAUGUGUGUGUUGAUUAUAUUCUUAAAUUUAAAAAUAAAACAGCUUAUUCAGUCAUUAGUUGUGUGAACAUUAUGAUACAUUACAUAUAUAUAUAUAUAUAUAUAUAUGAAUACAUUAACCGAAAAUUCUCAUUAAACUACUCCCUCCGUCCCAUAUUUAACUCCGGUUUUGACCGGGCACGGGUUUUAAGAUAGUGGGAUUUGUGUGGUGGAGAGUUAUGCAGAGGAGAGAGAAAUGUGUAAGAAUGGUUGUGAACCACAUAUUCUUUACCAAAAAGGGAAACAUGAGAUAAAUUUGGGACGAACCGAAAAGGAAAGAAUGAAGAUAAUUCCGGGACGGAGAGAGUAUCAUAUAUUUAUCUCAGCUACAUAUGAAACAUUUAUUCAAGCAUUGUAUAAUAACUAUCCAUAAUUUUGAUACCGUAUAUUAUUAAAUUUCGACCCCCCUCACACAUUUUUCUGGCUCCACCCCUGGUGUCAAAUUUGACUUUUCAAGUCAAUGAUGUCUAACUUUGACCGGUUAUAUAUUCAUACACAUAAGUAUUGAGAAUAAGAAAAUAAUAUGAUAUUGUUCUUUGUUAAAACCAAUAUCAUAAAAGUAUAAAAUUAUUAAAUUAGUUAAAAUGAUUGGUCACCACAGUUUACCAUCUUUAACUGGAAAAGUUGAUGAUAUCAAAAUAAAAAGGGGUGGAGGUAGUAAGAGAAUCAUAUUUUGAAAUUUCACAUUGAGAUAAAUUUUAUAAUAUUAUUUAUGAUGUGAUUUUUAAUAUAUUAAUGCAUAAAAUGUAGUAUAUAUGAAUAGUAUAAAUGUGAUAGUAUUUCAAAUUUGCAACAACGAGGAAAUCUAUGGUUGCUUAUAUGAUUGGCCAGGAAAAAUAAGUAACAGUAAUAUAUAUAUAGUUGAAUUUGGUAAAAUGAAUUACCGAUUGUCACACAAACAUGAGAGCAUGUUAAGUCCAUGACAUCAAACGGUUGAGCAAGUCAAGACCGAGGCGGACACGUACGUGAAACCAAAAUAGCAUAGGCGCAUAGCGGUAGAAAGUGUUUGAUUUUGAGCUCAUUUGGUAACAUGAAAAUCGGUUGAUUUGGCUGAUUCUGUUGAAAUUUAUGAAGUUCUGGCUGAAGUGGUUGCAUUGGUUGAUUCUGCUGAUUUAAAAAAAAUACUUUUAAAAUAUAUUUUAUUAAUAAAAUAAAGAAAACAUUAUAUAUGUCAAAAUAGCUAAAAUGGUUAUCUACACUAACUUCAGCCAAUACAGCCAGAAAAGUAACUUCAACCUUAUUUUUUUUUGCUUAUUACACAAUUCAGCGCACGAAAGCAAAAGUUACGUGUUUGGUGAAAAAGUUGGCUGAUAAGCCGAUAAACAGUGUUACCAAACGGCCUCUUGAUCUAUUCAUUCAUAUUUUCUAGUUGUGCGAGCUAGAAAGUAUUUCACGCCAUAGCGACCGCAACACGCAUCACAGCGGUCGCAUUAGCCGCACCCGCAACCGCAAUUUAUAACCAUGGUUGAAUGGGUCGGCUAUCCGGUGGGCAACUAUUGUGUUCCAUGCAUUGAUGCAUACUUUUAUUUAUUUUAUGCAGGAUCCCAAACAAGGGAAUUGGUGGCUAGAGUUUGGAUCCGGGACCAUAGUUGGAUAUUGGCCAUCUUUCUUGUUUACACACCUUAGAAAAUCAGCAAGCAUGAUACAAUUUGGAGGUGAGAUUGUUAAUAGCGAUAGCUCCACUCAUACAUCCACUCAAAUGGGAAGUGGUCAUUUUCCUAGAGAAGGGUUUGGAAAAGCUUCUUAUUUUCGAAAUUUGCAAGUGGUCGAUUGGGACAAUAACCUAGUACCCUUGUCUAAUCUUAAACUUCUCACUGACGAUCCAAACUGUUAUGAUAUACAAGGAGGGAUUAAUCGAGUUUGGGGUAACUAUUUUUAUUAUGGUGGUCCCGGACGAAAUUCAAAAUGUCCGUAGAAGAAAAUGACAUACAUAUUCUUUUAGAUUGUACUCCGUAUUUUUUUAUUUACACAAAGUGACACAUUCAUAUAUACCUAUAGUAGGGAAUUUUGUAAAUCAAAUUGAAAAAAUGAAGAAAUAUAUAGUGAAAAUACAGAUAUUACUUUUGUUUGGCAUUUAAUUGUUAUCUGAUUAUCU
This is a messenger RNA of Cuscuta europaea, 3661 nucleotides long. NCBI's taxonomy places the organism in Eukaryota, Viridiplantae, Streptophyta, Magnoliopsida, Solanales, Convolvulaceae. The record is from the annotation of a GenBank genome assembly.